GUAUUAGUCCCGUUCCUUCCUUCCGGCACCCUGAAAAAACGUCACAGGUGCGACCGGAGCGAUGGCGGCGAAUAGGAAGAAUGUGUUGUCUUCUUUGGCUGUCUAUGCCGGGGACUCUGAGCCAGAAGCCGAAAGUGAUGGGGAGCCUGAGGAAGAGAAAGGAGGUUUGGUAUCCAGAGCAUACGGGCAGGACGACAUCUCCAGGAUUGAGGAGGAUGGAUCCAACAAGGAGGAUGAUGACGACACAAGCCAGUCAGAGGAGGAAGAAUCAGAGACUGAGAAUCAGGAGUCUGGUGAACCAAAGGAGAAGAUUCAAAAGUUGUAUGAGAAGAAGCUAAAAGAAGGGACCGAUAUGAACCGCAUUAUCCAAAAAAAGAAAGAAUUUCGGAACCCCAGCAUCUAUGAGAAGCUCAUCCAGUUUUGCUCCAUUGAUGAACUUGGCACUAAUUACCCUAAGGACAUGUUUGACCCUCAUGGAUGGUCUGAAGACUCCUACUAUGAGUCUCUUGCUAAAGCCCAAAAGAUCGAAAUGGAUAAGCUGGAAAAGGCCAAAAAAGAGCGAACGAAGAUUGAGUUUGUUACGGGCACUAAGAAGGGCACAACGACCAGUGCAACCACAGGCACUAGCAGUACCACAACCACAUCUACAACAGAUGCACAGAAGAGAAAAAGCAAGUGGGACUCCGCUAUUCCAAUGACCACCAUUGCUCAACCAUCUAUCCUCACCACCACUGCCACACUUCCCGCUGUUGUUACAGUCACCACAAGUGCCAGUGGCUCCAAAACAACUGUCAUUUCUGCUGUGGGUACCAUUCUCAAAAAAGCCAAACAGUGAAUAACCAGGAGACACCAGGAACCACAUAGAACAUUAUUGUAGGUCUUGAUUUUGGACCUUGAACUCUGUCCUUUUCCGAAGUUUAGAAGCCACGUGGCUUACUGACAACGAAUCACUGUGCGAGAGUCAUGGAGACAUAAUGCAGCCUACGUACUGGACACUGACUAGAUGGACUUCUCUGCUACCUUGUGCUCCAUUACAGGCAGCAGUUCAUAAUAACGGAUAUUGAGGAGGAGCUGAAUAAUAAUAUAUGAACUGCAAGUUCCAAAAAGUGUCUACUUUUUUUGUUUUAUUUUCCAUAUUAAAUUCUUAAGUUUUUUCUUUGCUUUGUCAUACCAUUAUGUUAUCUUACUUACCCCAAACCUAGAAAAUCUGUUCUGUCAAUGCUUAUGUUUAUAGUGUUAACCUGAAGAGCUUUUAGUCUAGUACAGUGUUCUUAUUGAUGAAACAUGUAGGUCCACUGUACGAUCCAGGGUUUGCUGUAAAUCUGUUUUAAUAUAUACUGAACUGUAAAUUAAAGGGGAACAAUUGCAAAAAUGAAAUUUUAAUAUAAGCUUCCUCAUACUGAAGUUAGAAACGUUCUAAAUACAAUCUAUUCAGCAUUCUGUACUGUUUCCGAAAUAAUCAAAAGUUUAUCUUCACUA
Xenopus laevis (African clawed frog) is the source of this 1479-nucleotide messenger RNA. RefSeq names its product SAP30 binding protein L homeolog (gene sap30bp.L). The record is from RefSeq and is marked provisional. Gene Ontology annotation, biological process: regulation of DNA-templated transcription. Lineage: Eukaryota; Metazoa; Chordata; Amphibia; Anura; Pipidae. Gene Ontology annotation, cellular component: nucleus.